Molecule: messenger RNA, 2180 nt
Organism: Paramisgurnus dabryanus
Lineage: Eukaryota; Metazoa; Chordata; Actinopteri; Cypriniformes; Cobitidae
Gene: lrit1a
Product: leucine-rich repeat, immunoglobulin-like and transmembrane domains 1a
Cellular component (GO): endoplasmic reticulum membrane
Molecular function (GO): protein binding
Source: RefSeq, a predicted model, not a curated record
AUGUCUUUGACUGUUUUUUUGGGUCUACUACUGGCUUCAGGUGGAGUUCCUUUUGUUCGGAGCUCCUGUCCUUCUCAAUGCAGCUGUUUUUAUCACAACCUAAGUGAUGGAUCAAGAGCCAGGAGUGUGAUUUGCAACGACCCAGAGAUUUCCCUUGUGCCUGCCACUUUCCCACAGGAUACCUCUAAACUUCGAAUUGAAAAGACUGCCAUCAAGAGGAUCCCGAGCGAGGCUUUCAGUUACCUAUCAAAUUUAGAAUUCCUCUGGAUGUCUUUUAACAUUUUAGCCUCUCUCAACUCGGACAGUUUUCGCGGUCUGUACAAUUUAGAGGAAUUGAGACUAGAUGGAAAUUCACUGACAUCAUUUCCAUGGGAAUCGCUAAUGGACAUGCCUAGUCUUAGGCUACUAGAUAUACACAAUAACCAGCUCUCCUCCAUUCCGUCUGAGGCAGCUCUCUACAUGAAAAAUUUAACCUACCUGGAUCUAUCCAGCAACAAUCUGCUGACUGUGCCAUCUGAGGUUCUUAGUAUUUGGUUAACAGUCAAACCUAUCCAGGGACCUGAAAGUUCAAAAAUGAUUCUUGGUCUCCAUGACAACCCUUGGUUGUGUGAUUGUCGAUUAUAUGACCUGGUUCAGUUCCAGAAAUCUCCCAGUCUGUCGGUGGCAUUCAUCGACACAAGGCUCAGGUGUGCUGAUCCUGAAAGCCUCUCGGGUGUUUUGUUUAGUGAUGCCGAGCUCAGGCGCUGCCAGGGGCCGCGGGUCCAUACAGCUGUAGCCCGGGUAAGGAGUGCAGUAGGCAACAAUGUCCUGUUGCGAUGUGGAACCAUUGGGGUUCCCAUCCCAGAGCUGGCCUGGAGGAGGGCAGAUCGGAAACCACUGAACGGCACAGUUCAACUGGAGAAUUCAAAGGAGGGAAUAGUUUGGUCUAUUUUAAGCGUGCCUGCUGUGUCCUACCGUGACACCGGAAAAUAUAUCUGCAAAGCUACAAAUUAUGCAGGAAGCGCAGAGGCUGUCAUUUCUUUAAUUAUAAGUGAUUCACCCAAGGCAGAAAAUCUGACUGGGGAUCCAAAAGCCAAAGUUAAAGCCAAGAGGCCAAACCCCAUUGUCAAGGCCGCCUACCAAGAAAAAGUUUUUGCCACUUAUAUUUCACCAACACCCAAGGCUGCAUUACCUGCUGGUGCCACUGCCAGUUAUGCAGGGCCAUAUCCAGGUAUGGAAAGGGACAAUGCUGCUAACAGUCGAACAAACACACAAACAGCUAGUCCUGAUGGGUACCUGGAGACCAAUCUGAGCAAUCUUGCUGCAAACACAUCCUCUCUUCAGCAAGACCCUGACAGGGUUGUCCGCUCUGUGAAAGUGAUCGGUGAUACAGACUACACCGUGUGUCUUAACUGGAGAGCGCCGACGGCAAAGAACACUACUGCGUUCAGCGUCCUCUAUGCCGUAUUCGGGGAGAGGGAUAUGCGCAGAAUCAACGUCAGCCCUGGCAAUAACAGGAUCACCAUCGAGGGACUCGUUCCAAAAACCAAAUACAUCGCUUGUGUGUGCGUAAAGGGCCUGAUCCCCAAAAAGGAGCAGUGUGUAAUCUUCUCAACAGAUGCGGCAGCGAGUGCUAAUGGAACCCAAAAGCUCAUUAAUGUAGUAGUGAUCACGGUUGCCUGCGUGAUAGCAGUGCCACUGACUGUGAUCGUGUGCUGCGGGGCGCUUAAGAGGAAAAUACAAAAGUUUUGGGGAAAAAAGUCCAAAGACAUUCAGGACUCGUAUGUGACGUUUGAGACGCUUUCUCCCAACACAAAGGCCAAAGGCUUGGAUGUGGAAUACCUCACCAGACUCAAUACAGAGGAGUCCAACAGACUGCUGUCUGCCAGGUCAAGCCUUGACUCUGAAUCCACAGCUAAAAUUGAAGGACAGCCAAAUGAAUAUUUUUGCUGACAAUAUCCCUCAGCCACAGUUCCACCACGCAGCCAACAGAGCAUCAAAGCCCAGCCGCAGUACCUGAGUGCACAUAAUCUGUACCAGCAGUACAUGACCGGCCAUGUGUAGGGCAACUUUUUGAUUUGUUGUUUAAGUAACAAAGUGCGCAACUAAAAAGUCAUAAUAAUGUUGCUCUUUGUUGCUGUGCUCUUGGACUUGGUUUCCAAACUAAGCCAUUUGGCUGGUGGUGGGGUUGUGGCUGAGCA